AUGUAUAUGCAGGAGCAGGAUCAGGAGCAGGAGCAGGAGACAGGAGCAGGAGACAUGAGAAAGCAGGAGCAGGAGGCAGAAACAGGCGCAGUCGCAGUCGCAGUCGUAGUCGCAGUUGCUGUAGCAGUCGUUACGAUCAGAUCUGCUGUUACUACAUUGGGCGGCGCCAGCAAAGCCUUCAGCAAAAUAACCGUGAACAAUGUGCUCAGCGAAAGUGGCGCCAAUGCGCUCCAGCAGCACAUCAGCAAUCAGAAUACAAUUAUACGCAAGAUCAAAGAUUUUGGCAUGCUGGGCGCUGUCCAGAGUGCAGCAGCAGCAGCAGCAGCAGCAUCAACAACUACUACAACAACAACAACCACAAAUGUGGCAAGCAUGCCACGAAAGCGUCCACUGGGCGAGUCCAAGAUGCAAAAUGAGCAGAACAAAGCUGGAGCAGUGAACAACAGCAACAGCAACAAGCGCAGCAAGCUGACCACCAAAAAGAAUCCAAAGCAGCCGCAACAACAACAACAACAGCAACAGUUGCAGUUGCAAUUGCAGGAGAAGCAGCAGCAACUGCCAGUGACCAAAUGCUUGGAGCUGCUUAAUCGUCCAGCGGGCACACCGGGACGCAAAGGAUUGCCGCCGCCACAGGCUGUGGCACGUCGCAAUGCACGUGAAAGGAAUCGCGUCAAGCAGGUCAACAAUGGAUUUGCUUUGUUGCGCGAUCGCAUCCCCGAGGAGGUAUCCGAGGCGUUCGAGGCACAGGGUGCUGGCCGCGGCGCCAGCAAGAAACUAUCCAAGGUGGAAACGCUGCGGAUGGCCGUCGAGUAUAUUAGGAGUUUGGAGCAUUUGUUGGGCUUUGAUUUUCCGCCGCUCAAUUGCAAUUCGAAUAGUUCAUCGAGUGGCGAUGAUAGCUUCAUGUUUAUCAAGGAUGAAUUCGAUGGUUUGGACGAACACUUUGAUGAUUCGCUGAGCAACUAUGAGUUGGAGGAGAGCAUUUGCUUGCAGCAGCAGCUACCACUACAGCAACAACAACAGCAACAGCAGCAGCAGCAGCAGCAACAGCAGCAGCAACAGCAACAGCAGCAGCAAUUGCCAGAACCGGAGGAUUUGUUGCUGUUGCCAAAUGUGACGACAUUGAAUGGUUUGCAGUACAUAAGGAUACCCGGUACGAGCACCUAUCAGCUGCUCACGCCGGAUAUGCUGCAGCAGCAGCAGCAGCAACAGCAGCAGCAGCAGGACAACUCCAGCAGUUUGGAGGAUGAGGAGCAUUUUAAUGCAUUAAUUGACACAAAUUGCCUGAGUCCAACAACAACAACAAUUGCCGCUGCAGCUGCAGCAGCUGCCCCAACAAGCAACGGUGAAUGUGCGUGUGCCGCACAACAACAACAACAACAGCGUCAGCAACUGAUCAAACAGGAAUACAGUGAGGGUGAUUUUGUGCAUGUCACCAGCAACAGCAACAACAACAACAACAAUAGCAGCUCCCCGCCAGCAAUCAACACCAACAACAGCAACUAUCAGCAGCAAAAGCAACCAUUACUUUGCUCACCGGUGCUGCCCGCGUUCUAUGACCACGAAUCGGGUGCAUCCUUCUAUGACAAUGUUGUUGUUGGUCUGCCCAGUUUCAAAAAGGAGUUCACCGAUGUCCUGCAGGAUCAGUCGACAACUGUUGGCGGUUGUCUAUCGGAUGAGAGCAUGAUCGAUGCCAUCGAUUGGUGGGAGGCACACACGCCCAAAUCCGAUUCGGGCACCGUUGCUGGCAUCUAG
Drosophila grimshawi is the source of this 1752-nucleotide messenger RNA. RefSeq names its product achaete-scute complex protein T8 (gene ase). NCBI's taxonomy places the organism in Eukaryota, Metazoa, Arthropoda, Insecta, Diptera, Drosophilidae. The transcript has 3 exons. The record is from RefSeq and is a predicted model, not a curated record. The coding region runs from base 1 to 1752 and encodes 583 amino acids. Gene Ontology annotation, biological process: regulation of transcription by RNA polymerase II; developmental process. Gene Ontology annotation, molecular function: DNA-binding transcription factor activity, RNA polymerase II-specific; protein dimerization activity; RNA polymerase II transcription regulatory region sequence-specific DNA binding.